This is a messenger RNA of Phascolarctos cinereus (koala), 1192 nucleotides long. NCBI's taxonomy places the organism in Eukaryota, Metazoa, Chordata, Mammalia, Diprotodontia, Phascolarctidae. The record is from RefSeq and is a predicted model, not a curated record.
CCUGAUCCCUUCCUCCCCUAGACCUCGGCAUCCCCUUCCCUCACGCUGACGUUGUCUUCUUCUCACUCCUCCUCUUCCUCCUCCUCCUAGUUUCCCGGUCCUGGGGUGCCUUCCCGUGCACAGCAGACAAGGUUGCAGGCUGACCGUCUGACCACAAAGUCUGGGGAGGCAUGCCUGGAGGCCGGGACCUCAUCCUGACGGCUCUGGACAACCUGACCGAAGAUGAGUUCAAGAGGUUCAAAAGCAAGUUGCUGACUGUGCCCCUGCGGGACGGCUUCAACCGCAUUCCCCGGGGGAUCUUGCAGAACCUGGACCGCUUGGACCUCACCGAUAGGAUCGUCAGUUACUACCUGGAGGACUACGGGACAAAGCUGACUGUGCAGGUGCUCCGGGACAUCGGCAUGCAGCAGGAGGCUGUGAGACUCCAGCAAGCAGCUUGAUCUGGUGACGCUCCGGACCCAAGGCCUCCGUCUGUUCGCUAUGCCCCCUAUUCUUUUUGUGUCUGAGAACUGAGACUUUAACCUUGACCCAUCCCGUGCCUUUCUCCUAACUAGAACCUGUGUCCUGACCCCAGGUUCCUGCCCCCAACCACCUGGCCCCCGCAGUUGCACUCCACUUCUGUUCCUCAAACCCUCCCCUAACACACCCAAGUUGGCUAGACAAGCCGUGCUGUGAGAAGUCCUCUAAGACCCAGAGGGAAUUCCAUCUUGAGGGGACUGAAGGAUAAUGAGUCACCUCCUUCACAUUCCAGUCUCUCAUUACAGCCUGAGGCUCAGCACUGACCGAGAGGAGCACGCUGGGAAGCUCCCAUCAGCUUGGACACAGUUGGUGCUCGAUAACUGCUUGUUAAAUUUCAUGGAAUUAUCUACAUUUUGUAUCUCAUCAAGUGUCUAGUGCAGGGGAAGUGGGGAGUGUUGCAGGAGGUGAGAGGGAGAAGCGGGCUAAGGAUAAGGUUCUCCCACAAUAAUCCUUCAAAACGAGAAGAGAACAGAAGACCAGAAAAAUCAAAAACAAGCAGGAAAACUUUGAAAGUUAACUGUUGAAUUGAUUAUACAUAAAAAGAAAGCAAACUAUAUAAUAGCUGUGCAGUUUCAUGGACAAUCCUAUAAUGUUAGACCAUGCAUAUAAAAAUUCUCAUUUUAUUUGGUGUUUAUUAAGAAUAAAAAUAAAGCCAUUUUUAAAAAAGGUCAAA